Messenger RNA from Coprinopsis cinerea okayama7#130, 420 nucleotides. RefSeq lists its product as hypothetical. NCBI's taxonomy places the organism in Eukaryota, Fungi, Basidiomycota, Agaricomycetes, Agaricales, Psathyrellaceae. The transcript has 2 exons. The record is from RefSeq and is a predicted model, not a curated record. The coding region runs from base 1 to 420 and encodes 139 amino acids.
AUGUCGAACCGAGUCGGAAUUGAGCCAGACAAUAUCUGGCCCGACAGAGACGAGGAAUUCCAGCCCGGAAGCGAUGUCGCUCAGCCUACUCGCACCAAAGGAGCGCCGCCCUCUUCCAAUCUGCGUCGUUCUGGAAAAGGCGAAUACGUAGGAAUGGACAUGCACGAGGCCGCUGAUGACGAUGAUUACAACAACGUUGGGCGAAGCAGGGGUGCUCAGGGCGUCGGUAUCGAUAGCAUUGGCCAAGGCGAGGAAAGUAGGGUCAAAGGUGGCUACAAGGCAACCCUUAGCAGUGAGUUUCUCUACGGUGGUUUGUGGAGGUGGCAUGGCGAAUUGAGGUCGACGGCCCAUUCAGAUCCGCGAGUUUCAAAGGAAGCUAAACAGCAUGCGAAGGAAGUGUUGAAAGAGGACGAUCUUUAG